This is a messenger RNA of Procambarus clarkii (red swamp crayfish), 1582 nucleotides long. RefSeq names its product mucin-17. Lineage: Eukaryota; Metazoa; Arthropoda; Malacostraca; Decapoda; Cambaridae. The record is from RefSeq and is a predicted model, not a curated record.
AGGAGUUGCCUCGCGUGGUGAGGGAGGUGAGGCACGUCCCUCACAACACACCAGCGGCGGGAGAUAAACAAACUGCCAGGAUGAGCUACACCCGCAGGACGGUCCUCUCAGACGGGCUCACCAACGUUGUCGUCGAUCUCCCGGAGAAGGAAAUCGAGCGGAUCCAGACAGAUGCAGUGUAUUGUCAACAAGUUUUUGACAAGCAUGCCAACAGUGAUGGGUCCCCAGAAGAAGAAACAACAAGUGAGGACAUGCGAAGUGGUUCCGAGGGGCCAUUUGAUCGACGUCGAAAGUCUUUUAAAGCUCCUUGGGAUGCAGAAAUGACUCGGUUUUUCAUCACUGAAUAUCGCAGUGUUAGAGGAAUCAUGACUAAGAAGAGAGAAGCUUUCUUACACAUUUCUGACAAGAUGAACCAAAGAGGAUAUGAUGUUACGCCAUACACUGUUGAGAAAAAAUGGCAUAACUUAAUAAAGACGUACAAAAAUGUGUUAGAUCGUGCAAUUCAUAAGGGAGAGGAAAAAAUAUGCUGGGAAUUCUUUGAGGAUAUGGAUGAAAUUAUCAAGAACAGCACUCCUGCACUGCCAGCACCUGGCAACCUGCAAGCUCUUGCCAAGUCCAGAAAGGUGUAUCCAAAUUCUGAUGUCUCACCUUCAACUGUUCCAGAAACCAUAUCAGUGUCUCCAGAUUUCUUACCAUGUCCACCAUCUCCAGAGUUAAUUAUUACAACAUCUCACUCCUCUUCAUCGCCACCACCUACAGUUGAAGGGGCUAACACAUCCUCUCCAGCCUUUAAUAUGUCAACCCUGUUAUCAUCGGCACCAUCUAGACCUCAUGUGCUAAAUAACUCUGUUUCUUGCGUAGGUGUCUCUUCACAUUCCUCUUUGCACACUACAGAAACUCAAAAUUCUUCCACUGCUCACUUUUCGUCAGACACUUCAUCACAAACUCAAACCACAUAUUCUCAAAAUCAAAUUGUCUCCACAGCAUCUUGGCCAGUGCAUGCAUCCCAGCCACAAACUUCCACCGUCACAAAUCUUCCAAACAAUACAACUCAUUUGACCUCCACAUAUAUGCAGUCAUCAAAUAUGACUCCUUCCUCACUUUCUAAUGGUUAUGCCUCACACAUUCAAACAUCUACAUAUUCUAAGGCAAUUGAGCCACAUCAACAGCCCCACACACAAGCUGCAGGCAUAAUAAAAAAUGAAUCUGACAAUGAGGUUUUUGUACAUAACUCUUGUAAGAAAAGAAAGUGGGAAGAAGGUUUGUCAUGUCACACUGUUGAGUCAGAGGGAAAUCUAUUGGCAGUUCAAAGAGAAAUGAAUGCUCAUCUCAGAACUUUGAAUUCAAAUAUUUUGGCAAUGGGACAUACUUUAAAUGAAAAUAUUGUUGGACUCAAGCGUGCUGUAGAGAGUAUGGUAUCAAUAAUGCUGCAAAAUAAAGCUAGUGCAUAGAAUAUCACAACCUCACAAACAGAAUAUCACAAACUCGCCAACAGAAUGUCACAAACAUUGAGCUUUAUAGUAGUGUGCUGUAUCUAAGCCCUGUACUUAACCUAAAAGAGAAACAAUGCAGAUUUUUAUGA